AUGGCAGAGAAUCAAGCAGCGAGCCAUGUGCUUGCCAACAUGGCAACAGUAUCAGCUCCUUCUGAGUUUAAUUUCUCCCUUCCAGGAUCAUGGAAUCAGUGGAAAAAGAGGUUACAAAGAUAUAUGUCGGUUAGUGGUUUUAUAAACAAACCAGAAGCUGAAAAAAAUGAUAUGUUACUGUAUCUAAUGGGGGCAGAAGCAGAGGAAAUUAUAACUCAAUUUAAUCUAACACCCUCACAGCAAGUAUAUAGUAUUAUUAUCGAGAAGUUUGACGCUCAUUUUAUACCCCAAAAGAACGUAAUAUUUGAACGAUUCAAGUUCAACACACGUAGUCAACAGCCAGGGGAGUCAGUGGAUGCAUAUAUCACUGCACUCCAUAGCCUGGCAGAGCAUUGUAGUUAUGGGGCUCUAAAAGAUGAGUUAAUAAGAGACCGCAUAGUAGUAGGAGUUUUAGAUGUAAAAGUAAGUGAGAGGUUACAACUCCAAAAGAACCUAACAUUAGGGGAAGCUGUAUUAACAGUACGUCAAGCCGAGCUGCAGAAUUCUCAAAACAGGAUUCUUAGGCAAGAACGAGUACAAGAAGUAGCUACGGUCAAUGCACACAGAGGUAACUACUGGUCACAAUCACAAGCAGAACCAAAUAAAUAUGGACAACAGAACACACAGGGGAAAUCCAACAAAAACUACAAAUGUACAUACUGUAGUGUACCAAGCUGCAACAGCCGAGAAAGAUGUCCAGCAAAAGAUAGUCGUUGUCGAUUAUGUGGAAAGAAAGGACAUUGGCAAGCUAGAUGUAGAUCCGGCAGGAAUGUAAGAGUAGUUGAAGGUCAAAACUGUGCUGAAAGUGAGGUAGGAAUAGAAAAUGAAAUGGAAAACUUACAGGUAAAUAACUUUGAUUUUCAUCUAGGACACAUUUACACUAAUGAUAAAGAUCAGUGGUUUGCAAAAGUUUUAGUUGACAAUAAAUAUGUUAUGCCUUUUCUUGUUGAUACAGUGCUGAUGUAA
Molecule: messenger RNA, 1005 nt
Organism: Diabrotica virgifera virgifera (western corn rootworm)
Lineage: Eukaryota; Metazoa; Arthropoda; Insecta; Coleoptera; Chrysomelidae
Exons: 1
Coding region: 1-1005 (334 amino acids)
Molecular function (GO): nucleic acid binding; zinc ion binding
Source: RefSeq, a predicted model, not a curated record